Messenger RNA from Dujonia railenensis, 798 nucleotides. Lineage: Eukaryota; Fungi; Ascomycota; Pichiomycetes; Serinales; Debaryomycetaceae. The record is from the annotation of a GenBank genome assembly.
AUGCUGCUUCCUCCAAUCUCAGAUUUUAUUACUGGUGCUUUUGGAAGCGACAGAAGCAGUCCUGAUAAAAUUCCAACAUUAAUUCGUAGUUCAAACCAAAUAUCUGGCUCCGUGAGCAAGGAAGCUCGUUUUCUAGCCAAAAUUCCUUUAAGCUCAAGCAGUAAAGCUACUAAAGGAACUACUAAACUGAAAUCACAAUUAGAAAACCGAUCGCACACACGACAAGCUUCUUCUGAUAAUAAACAAGUGGCCAAUAUCAUACUGGAAUAUCAAUAUCAUCAAGCAUCCGUUCAAUGCCAACAUCAUAGACAUGCACCUUCAUUCUCAACACCUAAUCAAAUGACUAUAAAUGCAUCGAACUACCAAAUAUUUUUGAACCCCAGUCAAAUGGAACAGCAACAAUUUCACUGGUCUCAGGGAGGAACUAACGGAUUCUAUCAAAGCCAAAAUGGGACCUAUUGGAACAUGGUUCAAGGUGCACCACUUUUUAACAUGUCAUUGCAAAAUGGUCAGGGUAGAUCUGCAAUACAUUAUAUUGGCAGAUAUCAGCUACUUCUCGUUGAUUUGCUGAAUACUUUCGAAUUGAAUAAUCAACUAUCGCAUGGCGUGAUUCCAGUAAGACAGCCUGAUGUCGUAACCAAUCCGAAAGUCAUACGAAAGAGAAGGAAACUUUCUACGAGAAGCAGAACUGGCUGUCUCACAUGUAAGAGAAGAAAGGUGAAAUGUGAUGAAGGCGGGCUCAUUUGCCAUAAUUGUCGAAAAUCUAGUAGAAUUUGCGAAUGGUUUGAGAGCAUAUAA